Molecule: messenger RNA, 537 nt
Organism: Paraglomus brasilianum
Lineage: Eukaryota; Fungi; Glomeromycota; Glomeromycetes; Paraglomerales; Paraglomeraceae
Source: the annotation of a GenBank genome assembly
AUGCCAGACUCUCAAACUACUAUUGCCACCUCUCAAAAUAUCGCCACCUCUCAAAAUAAGGAGACGGUUAAGUUGAAAAAACAUCGCAAAUACUGGUGGAAAACCGGCAAAUACCACCAAAAGGCCAAUUGGGAAGAAGCAAGAAGUGUUCGUGCCAUUAUCUGGCAAAUUCAUAGGGCAACUGAAAAUGCGAUGUGUACUAAUUAUGACAUUGUUGACUUUGGAACAACAACAACAAGGUCACAUGAAAUCGCUAAAGAAGCGGAUGCUUCAUUUCGAUCAGUGGCAAAACCUCGAGUAAAUAGAGGCGGAUCUGAUGGAAAGAAUCAGCCUUGGCCAAAUUUAGUAGCAUAUGCAGAAACGGAAGCGCAUGUCAAGGAUAAAGUUGAAAAGUAUUGGUUUAUGAAUGGCCGAGCUCAUGAUGUUAUUGUGAUUAAAAUAGAACCUAUCACAUCAGUUACAACUCCAAUGUGCAUGACUGUAAGUAUGAUAAAGGGAUUCAACUCUGCUCAAUUUGCUUUGACACUAUCUGAAUAG